Molecule: messenger RNA, 5182 nt
Organism: Aethina tumida (small hive beetle)
Lineage: Eukaryota; Metazoa; Arthropoda; Insecta; Coleoptera; Nitidulidae
Product: ATP-binding cassette subfamily C member 4
Exons: 10
Coding region: 1500-5144 (1214 amino acids)
Biological process (GO): transmembrane transport
Cellular component (GO): membrane
Molecular function (GO): ATP hydrolysis activity; ABC-type transporter activity; ATP binding
Source: RefSeq, a predicted model, not a curated record
AUAAUUUUGGCGGUAAUUUUGAAAAUUUGUUCUUUCGAUGUAUUCUACUGUAAUAUUAUUAACAAAUAUGAAGCAACACACUCAAUUGAAAAUACAAUUAGAAAACGUCCUAGCAAAAAACAGCUCCUUUUAUAGACAGACAAAUUGGAAGAAUCAGUUAACAAAAUCCCUUCUUUUCUUCUGGGCAAAUAAAAAAUAAUUUGAGUCAUACAAUAUCAGUAUGUCUAGUUGAACAAUCAGACGUCGAUUAAAUGAAUAAAACUUGCAUGGAUAUUUUUCAGUAAAGAAACCGUUGGUAUAAAAUAAAAAUAUUCGAACAAGACUAAAGUUUGCACAAAAAUGUAUUAAUCAUCCUCCAUAAUCUUAGUAAAGAGUACUUUAGAGUGAAAAAUCCAACUUCAAGGCAAUAGGAUCAGAUGGUUCGUAGUCUUCCAAAUAAAUGUUAUCUAUAGAGAUACACAACAAAGACUUUAAAAUACGGUGGAGGAAACAUUAUGACUGGGUGUUCCUUUAUUCAGAAUUUUAUAGGACCAUUACAGAAAAUUAUUGGUAGAAUGGACCGUUUUAAGUAUAGAAAUAUCAUGAGAGAUGUAAUGGAGUUUUUUAUGCACGAUAAUGAUUCGAAGAUAUGUCCAAAGUUGUUCAAAAUUGGUGGAAGUGCAGAUUUAAAUUCAAUUGAAAACAUAUGGUCUCUAUUAAAAUACCAAAGUAUAAUAUAUGGAAUAUAUUACAAUAUUUUUACCCAUGGGGCUGGUAAUUUUUCUAAUUUUGACUCCAGUCCUUGAACAAAUAUAUGGUUUAGAACUUUUUUGUAUUGCAUCACAGGUUUAAAAAGUAUUUAAAGAAAAUAAUCCCUUCCCAUUCACAUGAAGUCAGUGAAGGAAUUUAAUAAAUUUUAGCCUCAUUGGCUCACAACUCCCAAACAAUUAGUAUUUGAGAAUCUGAGAGUAGGCUCAUUUUCCUAAAGCAAAUUUCGGGGACAGAAAGGCCGUGUUUAUCAAAUAAUCAUAUGUAAAAAAGAUAUUUUUUGGUAAAAUUUUUCCUCAUAAUUUGUCCCUUCGCUGAGUUUUGCUGUAAAUUCAACACAUCUAACGGAUCUUGUAUCAGAAUUUAAGAUGUUUAAAUACUAAUAAGUGUACACAUAUUGAAAUAACAUUAAAAAUAGCUUGUAAAAGUGGGAACUAGAAAUUUUCUCAUUGUUACCAUAAUUUUAUAGGGCAUUCGAAUGAUUUAUUAUUAGCCAAGUUAUCGAAAAAUGUGAAGGUAACAAAAUAAAGUGAAGAUAUGGAGCUUAUAAAUUAUGUGCAUGGACAAUAUUAUGUUAAAUAUGAACUAAUUAUACAAAUUGUAUUGUAGCUGCAUUCAAUAUUAAUUCUACGCUAUUUAUACAUUGGUAGGUGUAAAUUUAUUCAAUAUAUUAUUGUAGAAUGUACAUAUAUAAUAUAAACUUAAAUAAGAUAAAGAAAAUUGCAAGCACAAUAUUAUAUGUAAGCUAGAACAUGGGUGUGACAAAAGAAUCAAGAAAAAAACAUCCCAGGGAGACUGCAGGUGUUUUAUCCCUGCUUUUUUAUGGUUAUGUUUUAAAAAUCUAUUACAAAGCGUUUAAAAAGGACUUUACUGAAAAUGAUAUGUAUAGACUUCCACCAGCAUUUGAAAUUAAAAAAUGUGGAGGAGAGCUAGAGCAAACAAUAAAAUUAAAUAAAACGACUUUUAAGAACACUUCAAUAUUGAGCUAUCUCGGGUAUAAGUUCGGUGCCGGUUAUUUUAUUUCAGCAGUUCCAUAUAUUCUUAUAAAAUUUGUUCGAAGUAUUUAUGAACCAGAAUUAAUUAGUAACUAUAUAUCAUAUUUUAAAGAGGGACAAACUGAGUUAACGAUGUACGAUGCACUUUACUACAGUUCAGCUUUAUUUGGGAUUAUGUGGCUGUAUUCGUUUAUUAUGGGACAGUAUUACAUCCUUAUAGUAGACAUGGGGUUAAAAAUUAGAACUUCAGUUGUUUCGUUAAUUUAUAAAAAAUCUUUGAAGUUGUCUCAUAUCACAUUGAAGGAAAUGGGAGUUGGUUACAUAGUUACUCUCAUGACAAAGGAUGUGUCUAUUUUGGAGAACACUGUAAAGUGGUCGUUGGACCUCUUCGUUUCCAUAAUACAGAUUAUAACAACUAUUUCGAUGUUGUACUUCAAAAUGGGGCCGAUUUCUCUGAUCGGAAUUGUGUUUCUUUUCAUAUCCAUACUAUUAAAAAUUAUGGUUGGUAAAUUUAUUCGGACAAUUCGUGUGAAAAUUGAUAACGUCGCCAGCGAAAGAAUUAAAGUUACAAAAGAAGCACUCGCCUCUUUAAAAGUAAUAAAAAUGUUAUGCUGGCAAAACUUCUUUUUCAAUAAAAUUGUCAAGCUAAGACAAGUCGAAGUAAUAUAUAUGAUUAAAGACGCAUAUCUUAAAUCUAUGAUAACGGUUAUGGGAAUUUUAUCUCCAGACAUAACUAUCUUCAUACUCGUGAUGUCCUGCAUAUGGCUGGGCUAUCCUUUGAAUACUGAGUUGCUCUUUUAUAUAAUUAAUUGUGUAAGAUCUAUUAGAGUGUUGAUAACAUUUAUAUUGCCACGGUCGAUAGGAAUGACAGCUGAUAUGUUGGGAUGCAUAAAGAGAAUUAAUAGAUUACUACAUGCACAAGAACUGCCAACAAGACACGACCAGUUUUCAGAUAAUCCUAAAGUGUUGUUAAAAAAUGUAAAUGUUCAAGUUGACAACAAAUUAUUACUUUCUCGUGUGUCACUUAUUAUCAGACCUGGACUUACCACAAUUAUAGGCCCAAGUGGAUCGGGAAAGUCCACCUUGUUACUGACAAUAUUACAGGAAUAUUCUCAUACAGGAAACAUUGUAACGAACGGAAGAAUAUCGUACGCCAGCCAAAGUCCUUGGCUCUUUCCGGCGACCAUCAAAGACAACAUCCUAUUUGAGGAGGAAUAUGACUGCAAACGAUACAACGAGGUUAUACGUAUAUGUCGGUUGCAAGACGACUUCGAUUGCUUCGAAGAUGGUGACGAAUCUGUCGUCGUCAACGGUGGCUUCAACUUAAGCAAAGGCCAACAAAGCAGAAUAGGUUUAGCCAGAGCUCUUUACAAAGACAGUGAAAUCUAUUUGUUGGACGACUGUCUCUCCGUGUUGGAUAUGGCAACAGAAAGUCGUAUACGUGAAGGGUUGAAGACUUUCUUUCAAGAUCGUAUCGGCUUAAUCGUGACACAAAGCAGUGACUUUGUUAGCUACUCUGAUAAUGUUGUGGUCUUAGAAGAGGGGAGGGUUAAAUACUUUGGACAUUCAAGUAAUAUUGAACCUAGUGACUUAAAUUUUGUUCAAAAACCAAAGAGUAACAAAGAUGAUUUGGAAAAAUUGGACGUGCCAACAGAAACACUGAGUGAAACACCUGACGAAAAUGAUAGUCUGUUAGAAAAGAAACAAUUAUACGUCGAAGAACAAAAAGUUGGUUUUGUACCCCUAAGAGUAUACAUCAGAUAUUUGAAAUUUGGUCGAGGCUAUUUUAUGUUUAUAUUUAUUUUGUCCUUGUUUAUAGUCAGCCAGUUUGCCAAUACUUUUUCAACAAAAACUUUAACAAAAUGGAUUGAUUUGGAACACAAAAAAUUAUUAUACGUAGGAAAUUCGACUAAAUAUAGCGAAGCUGCCGUAACAUCUAUGAGCACAAUUCAACUAUACGUUGGUUUAAUAUUGACAAGUAUUAUAUUAACUCUGUUAAAAAUUUAUAUGUAUUAUGAUUUUACAAAAUUAGCCUCAAUUAAAAUAAACAAAGAACUGACACUCAAAAUAUUUAACAGUACUCUAACAUUUAUAGACACUCAUUUGCUAGGAAGUAUACUUAACAGAUUUUCACAAGAUAUGAACAACAUGGAUGAACAUUUACCUCUAGUCGUUUUGGAACUCACCAUGAUAUCUUUCUCACUAUGUGGAAUUGUCAUCAUUAUAUGCAUAGUACACUGGAAACUUCUGAUACCCACAGCUGCACUGUUUGCUGUUCUCCUGUUCCUUCGCAAUGCUUUUAUGCCUGCGGGACGUAGCUUGAAGAGACUGGAAACGUCAAUCAGGAGUCCCUUCAUUGGCCACAUCAAUGCCACCCUUGAGGGGUUGGGAACAAUACGAGCGCAUGGAGUUCAAAUGCAGCAAAAUGAAACUUUUGAGCAAUACUAUGAUGCCUACAACUCCGUAUGGUUUACUCUUUUAAUGUGUUCCUACGGACACAUGUUUUUUAUGGAUGUUGUUUGUCAUGUUUUUGUUAUGGGGAUGAUUUGGGGAUUUUUGUUCGUUCUAACAGGUAUUUCAGCAGGAAGCGUAGGUUUGGCGAUAGUGCAAUUGUUUUCUAUAAGGAACAACGUAGCUAUAACUCUGAGGUCCUUCACGGAAAUGGAGAUACUGAUGACAUCACUUGAACGCAUCCUGGAGUACACCGAACAAGAACAAGAAGAUACAAAAGGCCUGGUGAUUGAAGACUGGCCUAAGAAUGGUGCCAUUAAAUUUAAUAACGUUACUCUGUCGUAUGCUCAUAGUCAACAAGUUUUGAAAAAUGUUAAUUUUGAAAUAAAGCCCGGAGAAAAGGUGGGAAUAAUUGGAAGAACUGGUUCGGGUAAAUCAUCGUUGGUGUCUCUUCUUUUGAAAUUGUACGAUUAUCAAGGUACAAUAUUGAUUGACAACGUGGAUAUUAAAACAGUAUCAAUGGAAUACUUAAGAAAGCGUAUAGACUUUAUACCACAAGAUCCCGUCUUGUUUUCCGACAAUUUAAGGAGCAACAUUGACCCACUGAACGAGCACAGCGACGACGAAAUUUGGACGGUCAUCUCCAAAUUAAAAAUUAAACGUUUGAUACCAAAUCUGUAUGAUUCGGCAGAUUCCUACUCAUUUAGCUGUGGCGAAAAACAUUUGAUAUGCCUAGCUAGAGCCAUGAUAAGAAAAAAUAAAAUACUUAUCAUGGAUGAACCCACGGCACAUCUGGACUUAGACACGGAGCAGUUUUUGAUGAAUGUUAUCAAUGAGCAUUUCUCGACUUAUACGAUAAUAAAUAUAUCACAUAAGAUGCACUGUUUUAAGGGGUACGAUAGGGUGUUCAAGAUAGAAAAUAAAAUGUUAAGCGAGUGUGAAAUAAAGUAAUAAGUUUGAUACCGUAAUAAAAUUAACUGUUUACAUUG